Messenger RNA from Daphnia pulicaria, 3210 nucleotides. Its product is annotated as flocculation protein FLO11-like. NCBI's taxonomy places the organism in Eukaryota, Metazoa, Arthropoda, Branchiopoda, Diplostraca, Daphniidae. The coding region runs from base 296 to 2671 and encodes 791 amino acids. The record is from RefSeq and is a predicted model, not a curated record. The transcript is spliced from 4 exons.
AGUUGUCGAAUAGCCCCCAUUCCAAAUAGCUUUGUAAUAUUUUGUAAAUUAUUUUUUUUCAUCUAUUGGCUGUUAAUUUGCAGACCGUAGCAAACGAUAAGUUUUUUGGGUAAACGAGUUCCGGCGACAUGAUUAGGGCGGUAUUUUUCCAGUGAAAGAGAGAGAAUACAUAGCCGGAGGCACGAGCCAUAGAGAAAAGAAUGGUUACCUAUACUACCCGCUAGGAGGCGUGCAGUGUUCUGCGCUGGCUGGCUCGCUUUCUGCUAUUCCGUGGCUGUUGGCCGCACGGUAAAAAAUGUCUUUCUCGGGACAACCGAUCGUUUUGAAAAACUUGCGUAGAAUCCCGCCUAACACCGCCAAAGUUAUUCGCUUGCAAAAACAGUUUGUCGAAGCUGUACAGCGAUAUCAGGAAUUGAACGAAAGGCCAGAUAAAGAUGAAGCGAUUCUUGAAGAAUUAUUACAAGAAAUAGCCAUCCUCGACAAGUCUCAGCGCGAAGAGCUCAACCUUGUAAGAGAAGCCGAGUUGAAAUGCAUCUCUCAAGAAAUUCAGAAUGAUUUGUUCCGUUCUGAGACAUUGAGCGAACCUGGACUACCUGCUCAAACCGGGGAAUUUAGCGAAACCGAAGAUGAAUUCCCAUCAUCUCCUCAGGAACUAACAAACACUGGUCAAGACAUUUCAUCAAGUCCUGUCUCAUCGUUGGCUUCAGCUGACAACUUCAAAGAACCUAAUGAAAUGGCUGUUGUUGAAGAGAUUGAGGAAGAACUUGAACAACCGUUGGAAGAAACACCAAUGGAUUGGGAAGAUUUGACCAGAGAACAAUGGUCAGAGUCUGACAGACUGCUGCAGAAAGUAGAGAAAGUAGGGUCAAAAGUUCUUCAACGUGACUUUAUGUCUGCUGUUGAAUUGGUCCAUGUAAGUCAGUACAAGAAAUCAGAGGAACUAUUGAACCAGAGAAAAGCAAAGGCUGUUCAGGGUAAAAAAGUUAUUACAACUGGCCCUUGGCAAAUCAUUGAUAUUCCAACCAAGGUUUCUAACCGGAGAUGCAACUACUUAACUGGCCUGCACGUAACCAUUAGGCAGAAAGAUCCCAAACGAUCAGUUUUGGCGACAAAUUCUAUGGAAUUCAGCGGAGUUAAAACUCGUCAUCACGACUCGCGAGGAUCAUCUCGGGCUUCUUCCCGAGCCUCAUCUCCCAUUUUCUCUCAGACGGAUAGUCACAACGGCAAAGAUAGUUACACUUCCGGCUCAAACACCAAACACUUAAGAAGUACCAAGUCUCGUGCCAAAGCCAAGAAAGCGCCGCCUCCAACACCUAGCAAGACUAACAACAAUAACAAUAAUCAACAAAACAAAUCAAGUCCGUCAAGUAAAACUGCAACGUCCACCUCGAGUCCGUCGAAUAAAUCAGAGACUGUGGAUUCCAAUAGCAAAAAUGGAAGUCGAGCUCUAGAACCCUGCGUCACCUACACGGUUGUUGAUGGUGUGCCUCAUUUCAAAGUAUUUUUCCCUUCGUCCAAAGACUCCAUAACUAGCCCAGCAGCUGGCGGUGUCCCUAAGGCGGCUGUUAAUGGAUCACCGUCUUUUUCUUCACCUCGCGCUUCCAUCGUAGAAAGUGAUAUCGAAAUCAUACAGUCUCAAACUUCUACGGAGAAUGGUAGCAGCCCUCGUAUUACGCCAGAGAGGAAGAUUAAACCGUCGUCGAAACCCAUCAAGAGACCUCGUUUAUCGCACCAGGGUUUCAGUCCGUCUACAACACCUAUCAAGGCAGGACCGUCAAACGCAGAAACGAUGCCCAAUCCAGCGGCAACUAAAGCGGACGAAAGUGGCAACAAAGAAGAGAUGGGUCGAUGCAUUGAGAAGUGCGGCAGCUGGAUGGGAGCUCCACAUUUCAAAUUCUAUCGCACGUUUCCGUCUGUGAACGCGACUGUGGCAUCAUCCAAUUGGUCAGGAUCCGCAAAUUCAACAGUGACGACAGUCGUACCUCCUAAGCCAGUUGUUAUAGCUCCAGCACCUAAACUCUCGUCUCCUAUCACGACUCCCAAGUUGGCCAUCGCUCCUAAUAACGCGUCGUCUCCCUCAACAGCCACAACUUCGCUGCCUGCCAUGCCCAAGUUAACGAUGGGAAAUCAAGGAUUGAAGAAUUUAACUCCACCGUCAUCGGCUCCUAUGAAUUCACAGGUCGGCAAAUUUGUCCCCAUCGCCCCCAAGGUUCCAUGUCUAGCCGGAGGAGUAUCCAACUUUGUCAUCGUUCCUUUUGCCGAUAAGAAUCACGGCACUAAUCAGUCGGCCGCCAUCAAGAGACCCAUAUCACUGUUGAAGACGUGCCCACCUCUUUCCAAUUCACAAAAUCCUUCCACUGCUGGUACGUUUCUGACGGUCAAGAAUUUGAAGGAGUGUUUUCAGAAUAACAAGCAGUAUAAAGAUAUGAAAGUGGUCGUCCAGAAAGUCCCUGUUGCAGUGCAGGCGCCAUCAACAACAACAACAAGUCCGGCAACUGGCGGACAUCAGUCACCUGGUCAACGAGUUUCCCCGGCCGCCGAUAACAACGACGACUUGAAGAAGACGGUGGUCAAGCUCUUUCCCUCCAGGGACAACAAGGAACAGGCCAACGGUGAUGAUUCUCGUCAUCUUACGUCGCCCACUGUUAUCGUGGCCGACAUGUCGAUGUAGGAUUUAAUUUGUAAUUUUUUGUGCCCCUCCAAAAAUUAGGGGAAUAUGUUUCCCCCCUCGUUUAAUCUUGUUUUCCAUUCAUUUUUCUUUUUCUUUUGAAGACUUCAAACUUGAUUGCUCUUGUUAUCACCUUUUUUGAAUCUUCUUACACAAUAACCUAGUUGCCCGAAUUCCCCCUCACCCUGAAUCCCUCGAAAUUCGAAGUAAAGACGUUACGGAACCGUUUUUUUGAUUAAUGAUUAAAGUGAAAUUCCACGUUCUGAUGAUGUCGUGUAUGAAUGCUGUCCUUUGUGUACGUACGAUAUACUAGAGUAUGCCAGGUAUCGGUUAUGUCCGCGAAAAACAAAAUUGUUUCUUUUCCUCCUUUCCUCUCUCCUCACUCAAACCUCUUUCUAAUCGUUUAUGAAGAAGAAAUUUGGUGCGGAUUCCGGAUACCACAAGGGACGACAUAUGUAGUCAGCGGAUGAUGAUGAGGAAAGAAUAUGGCGCACCCUUGUCGUAGCGUAUAGUUACAAAAUACACCUAUUAUCUUAUGUGAA